Cucurbitaria berberidis CBS 394.84 is the source of this 3228-nucleotide messenger RNA. Its product is annotated as E3 ubiquitin-protein ligase hula. Gene Ontology annotation, biological process: ubiquitin-dependent protein catabolic process. The record is from RefSeq and is a predicted model, not a curated record. The transcript is spliced from 8 exons. The coding region runs from base 395 to 2845 and encodes 816 amino acids. Gene Ontology annotation, molecular function: protein binding; ubiquitin protein ligase activity. Lineage: Eukaryota; Fungi; Ascomycota; Dothideomycetes; Pleosporales; Cucurbitariaceae.
CGUUGCAGCUUCCCGAAUUACUCGCAGCUCGCAGCGCCCUCAGCAGUCACCCAUCGCCGCCCGUCUUAGCCGCCGCGGCCGGUCGAUUUGGAACACUCUGCAGCGAUUGCAAAGGAUUGAAUAAGCGUCGCCGUUCCCUGCGUUGCGCCUCUUCCUCGGCCAGUAUCGCGAGCGCCCGCCGCAUUUGCCUGCCUACCGUGCACGGCCGGUUCCUCCGCACAGCCUCCUCCACCCCGUUGCUGUACCCACGUCCAACGCCCGCCGCAGCCUGCGCGAACGACAGAUCCUGCACGAGUUCGAGCGAGAAGACGUCCUCGGAUAGCUGCGAGCUCUGAGAGCCGCCCAUCUACCUGCCCUCCCCACCCCUCUUCGCCUCCUCGUCCACCUGCGCAUCAUGGACGGAGCUGGGCAGCCCAACCUGCGCAUCACCAUUAUCGCCGCCGAUGGCCUCUACAAGCGCGAUGUGUUCCGCUUCCCGGAUCCCUUCGCCGUGGCCACGAUCAAUGGUGAACAGACGCGAACGACGAGUGUCAUCAAGAAGACACUGAACCCCUACUGGAACGAGAGCUUCGACAUGAGAGUGAACGAGGAGAGCGUGCUCGCGGUUCAGAUAUUUGACCAGAAGAAGUUCAAGAAGAAGGACCAGGGCUUUUUGGGAGUCAUAAAUGUCCGCAUAGGGUCCGUCAUAGACCUCGAUGCAGGCGGUGAUGAGAUGCUCACGCGCGACCUGAAAAAGUCCAAUGAUAACAUGGUUGUGCAUGGCAAGCUUAUCCUGAACCUCUCUACCAAUCUCACUGCACCCAUCAGCCAGGGAGCACAAAACGCACCCCGCCCGACCGCAUCCCAGAAUCCCUCCGUAAAUGGUGCCAUGCCUGGCGCUGUAGCUACCCCCCACCAGUCGACGACAAACCUUCACCCACCCGACGCUUAUCCCGGCCAGCAACGACCUCAAGUCUCCGCUCAGUCGACCCAGCAGCGAGUCAAUCAGUCAAUUCCAACACUCCCGCCAAGCGGCGGCCCACCAGCUCCAGGGACAAAUGGAGUACCGCCGGUCCGCAAUGCUGGUGCGUACAGUGCUUUCGAAGACGCUCAAGGAAGAUUACCCAACGGAUGGGAACGCCGCGAGGAUCACUUAGGGCGAACCUACUAUGUCGACCACAACACGAGGCAGACCACCUGGAUAAGGCCGGGUGCAGGAUUCAAUGAAGCAGAUCAGCGUACCGCAUUGGCAGCACAAACCCAGCAGGAGCGCACGCGACAUCAAAACCGCAUGUUGCCAGAAGACCGGACAGGAGCCAAUUCUCCCACCCUUACCGACCGCCAGCCUUCACCGCCAGCUGGAUCUGCGAACGCCGCAAGUAUGAUGGCGACGGGAGCAACGACUGCUGGCACAGGAGAACUUCCGUCUGGUUGGGAGCAGCGGCAUACUCCAGAGGGACGUCCCUACUUCGUAGACCAUAAUACCCGAACCACGACGUGGGUGGAUCCCCGCCGACAGCAGUAUAUCCGCAUGUAUGGUGGUCAGGCCGCCAACGGUGGCAGCUCUAUCCAACAGCAGCCUGUCUCCCAACUUGGUCCACUACCAUCAGGAUGGGAAAUGCGGCUCACCAACACGGCAAGAGUAUACUUCGUUGACCACAACACAAAAACCACCACUUGGGACGAUCCGCGAUUGCCCUCAUCUCUCGACCAAAAUGUGCCCCAGUACAAGCGUGACUUCCGUCGCAAAUUGAUCUACUUCCGAUCGCAACCCGCUCUCCGCAUCGUGUCUGGACAGUGUCACGUAAAGGUCAGGCGAACGCACAUUUUCGAGGACUCAUACCACGAGAUCAUGCGGCAGAGCGCUGCUGAUCUGAAGAAGAGGCUGAUGAUUAAGUUUGAUGGCGAAGACGGUCUAGAUUAUGGAGGUCUCUCCCGAGAGUUCUUCUUCUUGCUCUCGCAUGAGAUGUUCAACCCCUUCUACUGCCUAUUCGAAUACUCCGCACACGACAACUACACCCUUCAAAUUAACCCUCAUUCCGGUAUCAACCCUGAGCAUUUGAACUACUUCAAGUUCAUCGGGCGCGUUGUCGGUCUGGCUAUCUUCCAUCGCCGAUUCCUGGAUGCAUUCUUUAUUGGAGCGUUCUACAAAAUGAUUCUAAGAAAGAAGGUGGCACUACAAGACAUGGAGGGUGUAGAUGCCGAUUUCCAUCGCAAUCUGGAAUGGAUGCUGAACAACGACAUUACGGACGCCCUAGAAUUGACAUUUGCGACUGAUGAUGAGCGAUUUGGCGAGACUGUCAGCAUUGAACUGAAACCCGGAGGCGACGACAUUGAAGUCACCAAUGAGAACAAGCACGAAUACGUCGAACUCAUUACUGAAUGGCGUAUUCAGAAGCGUGUGGAGGAGCAGUUCCAGGCGUUUAUUACUGGUUUCCACGAGCUUAUCCCCGCAGAUUUGGUCAACGUCUUCGACGAGCGUGAACUAGAACUCCUCAUCGGCGGUAUUGCAGAUAUCGACGUCGAAGACUGGAAGAAGCACACCGACUACCGCGGCUACACCGAGAACGACGAAGUCAUCCAGCACUUCUGGAAGUGCAUCCGUAGCUGGGAUGCUGAGCAGAAGUCGCGUCUGCUGCAAUUCGCCACGGGUACCUCGCGUAUUCCUGUCAACGGUUUCAAGGACUUGCAGGGUAGCGAUGGGCCAAGGAGAUUUACGAUCGAGAAGGCUGGAGAGCCUAAUCAAUUGCCAAAAUCUCAUACAUGUUUCAACCGCCUCGACCUGCCACCGUAUAAGACCUUUGAAGCGCUCAAUCAGAAACUCACGAUUGCCGUAGAGGAAACUGUUGGUUUCGGGCAAGAGUAAGCAGCGUGCAUGGGCGAGUCUCCAGUCUCUACAACCGCAUCUUCACCGGUUGGGAUCGCGGAAGGGGAACAUACUUGGUCUUUACGCCAAUGUACAAAAACUUGGGUACCAAGGGGCUACAGAUCGCUCCUGACACGUGAUUAUCAUUAUCUCUAGUAGCAUUUCUAGUUUGGGCUCAACAUAUCGCAUUGUCUGCAAUGUGCGAAAUCAGGGCGUUGAGGUUCGAGACAUAGUAGGAUAGCGCUUUUCCUUUUACAAGCGCUGAGCAAUGUGAGAUUUGAAAUGGAACAUGAGACGAUCGACAGUCUACCCCUUUUGAAAUCAUACACCGCUCGCCAAGGCAGCUGGGGUAUUAAUGUAAAGCAUUCGUUUGCGUUCACCUG